Messenger RNA from Fonsecaea nubica, 693 nucleotides. RefSeq names its product proteasome subunit beta type-1. The record is from RefSeq and is a predicted model, not a curated record. The coding region runs from base 1 to 693 and encodes 230 amino acids. NCBI's taxonomy places the organism in Eukaryota, Fungi, Ascomycota, Eurotiomycetes, Chaetothyriales, Herpotrichiellaceae. Gene Ontology annotation, cellular component: proteasome core complex. The transcript is spliced from 2 exons. Gene Ontology annotation, molecular function: threonine-type endopeptidase activity.
AUGAUUGGCCCAGGCACCGGCAUGCUUGGAGAGGAUGGCAUCCAUGUCGACAUGAACCACCUCAAGUCGGGAGAAGUCAACCUUGGUACAUCUAUCAUGGCCAUCAAUUUCAAAGACGGGGUGAUUCUUGGAGCAGACAGUCGGACAACGACAGGAGCAUACAUCGCGAACCGAGUCACAGACAAGCUCACCCAAGUACACGACACCAUCUGGUGCUGCCGGUCAGGGUCUGCAGCCGACACUCAAGCCGUUGCCGAUAUUGUUCAAUACCACCUCGGGAUCUAUGGCAUCAUGAACAACGAGUCCCCCACCACGCAGACUGCUGCUGCUCUGUUUCAGGAGUUGUGCUACGGGAACAAGGAUCAACUAAGUGCUGGCAUCAUUAUUGCAGGCUACGAUAAGCGAAACGGUGGACAAGUCUACUCAAUACCUCUAGGCGGAUCGUUGCACAAAGGACCAUAUGCCAUCGCAGGCUCAGGGUCGACAUACAUCUACGGAUACUGCGAUGCACACUGGAAAGAAGCUAUGACAGAAGAAGAAGGAAUACAAUUUGUCAAGGGAGCAUUAAGAGAAGCUAUCAAAUGGGACGGCAGCUCGGGCGGUGUCAUUCGAAUGGUGGUUUUGACGGCCAAGGGUGCUCAGCGACAUUUGUAUCUUCCAGACCAGGACUAUCGAGGACCAGGGAGAGACUGA